Molecule: messenger RNA, 1278 nt
Organism: Suillus discolor
Lineage: Eukaryota; Fungi; Basidiomycota; Agaricomycetes; Boletales; Suillaceae
Product: Rieske [2Fe-2S] iron-sulfur domain-containing protein
Exons: 6
Coding region: 94-924 (276 amino acids)
Biological process (GO): mitochondrial electron transport, ubiquinol to cytochrome c
Cellular component (GO): membrane
Molecular function (GO): quinol-cytochrome-c reductase activity; 2 iron, 2 sulfur cluster binding
Source: RefSeq, a predicted model, not a curated record
GCAAGACCAACGACCGUAAACGUCCGAUUGUUAGAAAAAUACUCCGCUCGAACAGUUACUAGUUACUUGCAACCACCGCCAGCAUCGUCUGACAUGGCUUCCUAUGCCAUCAGGAAAUCUAUAAACCUCGCACCGACUGUGCGCGCGCUCCCAAAUGGAAUCCCGAGCGCGCCGCGUCUCAAUCUCGUGGUACGAGCACCUUCGGAUGGCCAUGGUCAUGGUGCGGCAGGUCCCCGUGCUGAUGUCCCCACACGCUUGACUGGAACAGUCACGAGUCCUUCAGUUGGUCUAGUUUCCAAGACUUUUGUUGCUCCUCCCCCCACAACCCAUCUUCACCAGCGCCUCAUCCACACAUCUGUUGCAGUGAAAGAUGCCCCUCAAGUGCCUGAUUUCACCCCAUACACCCCGAAAGACGAAACCACCAACCGUGCCAUGUCGUACUUCAUGGUUGGCUCUCUCGGUGUCCUCUCCGCUUCUGUUGCCCAGUCCACUAUUACUGGCUUCCUGGAGACCAUGGCUGCAUCGGCUGACGUCCUCGCUCUCGCGAAGACCGAGGUAGAACUUGCCAGCAUUCCGGAGGGCAAGAAUGUCAUCAUCAAAUGGCGCGGAAAACCUGUGUUCAUCCGUCACAGGACCCCCGAUGAGAUAGAAGAGGCACGGACUGUUGAUUUGAAGGCACUCAGGGACCCUCAAAGGGAUGAGGACCGAGUGAAGAAGCCCGAAUGGCUGGUUAUGCUUGGCGUUUGCACACACCUAGGUUGUGUCCCGAUUGGCGAGUCGGGUGACUACGGAGGAUGGUUCUGUCCAUGUCAUGGUUCUCACUACGAUAUUUCUGGUCGUGCCCGGAAGGGACCUGCUCCGCUUAAUUUAGAGAUUCCUCCUUAUGACUUCAAUGACGCCGAGGGAAAGCUCGUUGUUGGAUGAGAUUAAUCAUGUGCUGUUUUUACUGUCCUGUCAUGGAGUCAUAGACAUCACUAGAAGUCAGCUUGCAGUUGCCUCUUGUCAAGAUUUGUGUGAUAAUUAUUGCUGAGGUGUUCUGAGUAUAAGUGACAGCGGCAGGUACACAGUACAGUGAGAUAGACAAAAGACACUGUAGCACAUGCUCUCAAUGCUGUAUAACACUUCUGUGCAUACCCGCCAAUUUGGACCUCUCAAAAUCUACAACUCCCUCAGUUUUCAAGUAAAUGAAAAUCGCUUCAGAGAAAACAAAUUUUGCACACAGUAAGCGGUGAAAUGCACCAUGGCACUCCCACAAAUGUCCCACUCAGGUGCUUAUGG